Molecule: messenger RNA, 3455 nt
Organism: Cannabis sativa
Lineage: Eukaryota; Viridiplantae; Streptophyta; Magnoliopsida; Rosales; Cannabaceae
Product: G patch domain-containing protein TGH
Exons: 16
Coding region: 224-3133 (969 amino acids)
Biological process (GO): mRNA processing
Cellular component (GO): nucleus
Molecular function (GO): RNA binding
Source: RefSeq, a predicted model, not a curated record
UUCUUUACUUUGAAAAAAAAAAAAAGAAAAGAAAAACGCCCUUCUUUUCUUGUCUCUAGACUCCGACUCUACCCUACAGGUCGAGGACUCGUUUGCAAGAAAUGCUUCACUCAUUUGCUGCUCUGAAGCCCUAAUUUCAUCAUAUUCAUCUUCGAUUUCAACUUUUCUCUUUCAGUCAAUUUCAUUCAUUAAUUGUUUAAAUCAAUUAAUUUUGUUCUAAAAAAUGAAUUCGGAUGAAGAAGACUACGUUUUCUUCGGAACCCCGAUUGAGCGUGAAGAAGAUAUCACCACUCGUAAGAAAAAAGCCGUAGCUGAGGCCUCUGGUCAGCUACGAACCCUCCCUUCAUGGAAGCAAGAGGUCAGAGAUGAAGAAGGAAGAAGAAGAUUUCAUGGAGCAUUUACAGGGGGGUAUUCUGCAGGUUAUUACAACACAGUGGGAUCAAAAGAGGGAUGGACACCCCAGACAUUUGUAUCUUCACGGAAGAGCAGGGCUGAAGUCAAACAACAGAGCAUUUUUAAUUUUUUAGAUGAAGACGAGAGAUCUGAAUUGGAAGGUCAAUCAUUGGGAACAUCCUCACAGUUCGAUACAUUUGGAUUUACAGCUGCAGAACUUGCUCGCCAACAAGCUGAGAAAGAGCAACAACAAAGGCCGUCAGCUAUUCCUGGACCUGUGCCAGAUGAACUUGUUCUUCCAGCCACAGAGUCCAUAGGUGUAAAGUUGCUGCUGAAGAUGGGGUGGAGGCGUGGACGUUCAAUCAAGGAUUCCCAUGCUAAUUCUGUUUACGAUGCCCGCAGGGAAGCAAGGAAAGCUUUUUUAGCAUUUUCUUCAGAUGAAGCAAAAGCACAGGUUGCUCACUCCGAAUCUAUUCAGGAUGACCUUGAAAAAUAUAUUGAGCAGCCUGCUGGUGAUAAUGUUCUCUCUUCUCAGGGCACUCUUGUCCAUGGACUGACCCCAAAGCAGGACUUGCAUGGCUUAGGUUUUGACCCUUAUAAGAAUGCUCCUGAAUUUAGAGAAAGGAAAAGAUUGCGCAUUUCUGGAAGCAGGGAUCCUGAGUACAGGAAAGCUCUUUCAGUUAAAAACAGUCUCUUUGGUCUCAAAUCAGGAAAGGUUGCCCCUGGUUUUGGUAUUGGAGCUCUUGAAGAACUUGAUGCUGAAGAUGAAGAUGUCUUUGCCUCUGAUUAUGACUUUGAAGAGACUUAUGUUCAAGAAAUAGAUGAACCAUCAACAAGAUUGAUGGUGGACACUAAACGAAAGUUGAUUACAAAUGAGAGAGGUGUUCUGCCUGGAUUUAGAAUUGCAUCAAAUGCUGACUACCUGCCAGAAAGAUUUGAUCCUCCUCUUGUUCCUAAGGAUUUUGUACCCCACCAUAAAUUUGCUGGGACUCUUGAGACUGAUAACAAGGUUCCUGAUACUGGUCCGCCUGAAGUUUCACCUCCCGAGGAUAGCAAUUUGAAACUCUUGAUUGAUGGAGUUGCAACUUUAGUUGCUAGGUGUGGUAAACUUUUUGAGGAUCUAUCCAGAGAGAAAAAUAAAUCAAAUCCAUUGUUCAGUUUUCUUCUUGGAGGAAAUGGCCAUGAUUAUUACAAAAGGAAGCUGUGGGAAGUAAGGCAGAAGCAAGGCGAUCAGAAAAAACAUCAAUUGGAUGGAAGAGUAUCUUCAAGCACACAGAAGCUGACAGCAGAGAGUCGUGGAAAAAUCUUAGGAGAGAGACCUUUGGAGCGAAGCUCCAAUGAUGCAGGUCCAUCUGUUGCUGUUACUUCGUCAAAUUCAGUUAAUCUGCAGUACAAUCUUUCUGAUACAUUUACCACUCCUGCAUCAUUUAGCAAACUUCCAGAAGCUGUGAAACCCUUCAAAGAUGAUCCAGCAAAGCAAGAAAGAUUUGAGCGAUUUCUCAAGGAAAAGUACCAAGGUGGGCUAAGAGCUACCCAGUUUGCUGGAGAUAUAAAUAUGUCUGAAGCAACACGAGCGCGUGAGAGGUUGGACUUUGAGGCUGCAGCUGACGCAAUAGAGAAAGGCACUUUGGGUAAAGAAACUAAUAUCUCUACACAACGUAUUACAGAUUAUUUGGCUACUGGAGGGAUGCGGUUUACUCCUGGUGGGUUGGAGAAAGCUGAAGACACUCAUGCUGAAAUAACAAAGGAAAUUUACCCCAAAAGGGUAGAAUAUCAAUGGCGUCCUUCACCUAUUUUAUGCAAGCGAUUUGAUCUUAUUGAUCCCCACAUUGGGAAGCCACCUCCAGCUCCACGUAUGCGUAGCAAGAUGGAUACUCUUAUAUUCACUGCUGAUUCUGUCAAAUCCAAAAACAUCGAAGAAACUACAGCAGAAAACAGACAUUCGAAUGGUGUACCCCAAUCUGAUGUUCAAGAAAUAAGCAAAGGCGUAGCUGACAAGGAAAUAGAAUAUGAGGUGGUGGUUGAAAAUGUUGAGAGGCCAGUUGACCUGUAUAAGGCUAUCUUCUCUGAUGAUUCAGAUGAGGAAGAGGACACUACCCCUAUUCUAAAUAAAGUAGAGCAUCCAGAAAAGAAGGUCGAAGCAGCCAAUACAGCAUUAAGCCGUUUGAUGGCAGGAGACUUUUUGGAAUCCUUGGGUAAAGAACUAGGUCUAGAGGUUCCGCCUGAUCCGCUCUACUCGACUGACAAAGCUGGGGCAUCUAUUUCCCAGAAAGUAGAUGAGAAUUCAGGGGAUGACAAGGUCCUGCACUUUCAAGCUAAUAAGCUUCUUAUGAACACUAACGCUACAGGUGAUCAUAUGGUUUCACAUGAUGACAAGAAAGUUGAAAUAUUUGACUCAACCAAGAGUAGUAGGCUGCUUGAGAUUGGCUCUUCUAAGAGUAAAAAUGAUAAAGUGAAUCCAAAAAAGACUUCAUCUUCAGAAGGUGAAAAGAGUAGAAGACACUCUAGGCGACACCGGAACAUCAGUGAUUCAGAUAGUGAUUCAGCAAGUGAUCAUCGAAGCCGUCACCAUUCUAGAUCAAAAAGAAGGAAAGAAUCUUCUCGAGAAAAGAGCCGCAGCAGCAAAAAGCAUUCUAAACACCAUGGUCACAGAAGCAAGGCCUCUCCAAGUAGAUCUCAUUAUGGCAGUGAGAAGGAACGCUCAGAAUCCAAGAAGGAGAAACAUAAAAGGAAGAGUUGAACAUGAAGUUUGGUUUCAUUGAUGAAGAUCUGCCCCCACGAGUAAAAAAGAUGGAUUCAAGUAAUCGGGAAGAUUUUAUUGAAUCAAAUUUAGUUGGUUGGACCUUAAGGGAUGAUUCCCAAGCUUUAAAAUUAAACUCCUAAAAGAAUGGAGAUGCCACAUGUACGUGCCCUGAGGAAAUACCCCAUAAAAUCUAAUUCUGUACUUACAAAGAAAAGAAAAGAAACAAGUGUAGUUGCACUUUUGAUCUAAAUAUUGCAUGCAAUUAUGCUUCUAAUAAAGCAAUUAUUAUUAGGGAAGUUUACGAAUCUAUAUUUAUCUA